AUGCCUCGCGCACCACGCAGAACCGCACACCACGACCGUGAGGGCGCAACCACCACACCCACCAGACCCAUGGCUACAAAUGCAAUCACAGCUGCAAUCCCACCCUUCAUGCUAGAGACUCCUCCCCAUGCGGCCUUCUUGACGACACCGGGACAACCAACCCAUAAUCCCGGCCAGGCGAUUCUGCCCGACACCAACACUGGUCGUCGUCAAGUGCCAGUCCAGCAGACGCCCCUUGUGAAUGGAAAUGCGGAAGAUGACGGACCGGGUGGUUCACAGGCCUCACAACACGCAUUAGCACCAGCGACUUCAGAGACGGGUCACGCAGAGGAGCAGUCAUACUUAGAGUCGGCACAUCAUGAUGCCGAGGAUACAAAACAACUAAGGGGAUUGCGAGAUAUCUCUUCCUUGGCUACGUGGACACUGUCUUCGGCAAAGCCUGGUUGCGCUCUGGCGCAGUUGCGAAAUCCCAAUCCGGCGCUGUUCUGGCAAAGUGACGGACCACAACCUCAUACUCUGACCCUCCAUUUUUUCAAGUUGGUGGCUAUCGUGAAGCUCAGGAUCUACCUUGACUUUGAGUUGGACGAGUCAUAUACGCCUACGAAGAUGAAGUUCUUUGCGGGGAUGUCUGAGGGCGGUUUGGUGGAAUUCGGAUCUUGGGAGGUCACAGAGACGGUUGACCCGGAAACGGGAGAGACUCACAGCAGCAUCGAGGGCAUUCGAGGAUGGAUCGAUGUUCCCUUGAAGGGUGUUGGCGGGAGAGAGACUCGUUAUCAUGAGAUUGGCGAUUACAGCGAAAAUGGGAUCGAAAAUGCGUUGGGUUCAAGACAGACGAGUGAAGGAGCUGAAAGUGGAGGAGAUGUUCUCAAAGCAAUGGUGGUACAGAUUCGAAUAUGCGAGAAUCAUCAGAACGGCAAGGAUACUCACGUGCGUGGGUUCCAGGUAUUUUCACGUGAUACGACGAUUGCUGGAGAAUUAAGCACUCUUCGCAAGAAGAAGAAGCAGGUCAAAGACUCGAGUCAAGAAGAUGAUGAUGGUGGGAAGAUGGUCAAGUUGCAGCCUCCGGAUUGGAUGGGUGAUCCAGAAAUUCGGUAG
Messenger RNA from Exophiala bonariae, 1095 nucleotides. RefSeq lists its product as uncharacterized. The transcript has a single exon. Lineage: Eukaryota; Fungi; Ascomycota; Eurotiomycetes; Chaetothyriales; Herpotrichiellaceae. The record is from RefSeq and is a predicted model, not a curated record. Gene Ontology annotation, biological process: protein K11-linked ubiquitination; anaphase-promoting complex-dependent catabolic process. Bases 1 to 1095 code for a protein of 364 amino acids. Gene Ontology annotation, cellular component: anaphase-promoting complex.